AUGGCUAAGCACACAACCGCUUACAACAGGCUGGUCACAGUUGCUGUUGCAUUUGGCUCACUUACAUAUGGCUACUGCUCUUCAGUCAUCGGGGGCACUAUCGGACAGCCAGGAUGGUACAGUUUCUUUGGCCUGCCUAAGCAGGGCGAGGCAGGCUACAGCACCAAGACUACCCAAGCCAUCUCGACCGCAAACGGAAUCUACAGCGCAGGCGGCGCAAUUAGCACACUGUUCAUCAUGUGGGCUGCGACUGCCCUUGGAAGGAAGAGGUCUAUUCAGAUUGGAGGGGCCUUUGCCUUGGUGGGAGGAGCCCUGCAGGGUGGACGCAUCUUGGCAGGCAUCGGUAUCGGCAUCCUCGUCACGGUCUGCCCUAUGUACAUGAGCGAGCUCGCACCACACGAUAAACGGGGGUGGCUUGUAGGCCACCACGCCAUCUUUCUUGUCUUCGGCUACAUGCUCUCAGGCUGGCUUGGGUACGCCUGCUACUUCGCCACAUCACGCAUGCCAGACUUUGCUUGGCGAUUCCCUUUGUGUAUGCAGUGCCUCGCCCCCCUCGUUUUGUUAGUGGCCUCUGUCUGGAUACCCGAGUCUCCACGCUGGCUCUUGCAGAGGGGUCGAGUCGAAGAUGCGUGGGCGGUUGUACGUAACUUGCGAAAGUCUCCAGAGGAUCCCGACGACGUGGUGGCUCGAGAAGAGAUCUAUCAGAUUAAGGAGCAGAUUGCCCUGGACGCCGCAAAGCUCGAUGCGCUGGGUUGCGGGCCUUGGAUGGCUGUGAUCAAGAAGAAGAGCUACCGCAAACGCAUGGCGAUAGGCUUCCUCACUCAAUGGGGUGCCGAAUUUGCUGGCCCUCUCAUUAUUAACAACUACUCCGUCAUUCUGUACACGAACCUUGGUCAAACUGGGUCCAUGCCUCUCCUACUCUCCGCCCUCUGGCUCACCACGGCCGGCAUCAUCUAUAACCCACUGGGUGCCUGGCUUCACGAUAAGGUCAACUCACGUCGGUGGAUGUUCAUGGCAGGCCUCUUUGGCUGUCUGAUUACUACGAGCGGCCUUGCUGCCUGUAUCGCCGAGUUUGCCGGAACCUCGAAUAAGGCGGGCAAUGCGGCUGGGGUCUUCUUCGUCUUUCUCUACCUAGCAUUCCAGGGAACCCUUUGCGAUACCACCAUGUACAUCUACGUGGCAGAAAUCUUUCCAACAGAGAUCCGCCCAAUCGGCAUGGGAUUCUCCCUCUUUGGCCAAUUCACUAGCACCAUCAUUCUGCUCCAGACAGCCCCUAUCGGGUUUGUCCAUGUUGGUUGGAAAUACUACCUGGUAAUUAUUGUUUGGUGUAUUUUCUUUAUCCCUAUCGUUUACUUGUAUUUUCCCGAGACCGCCAAGUUAUCUCUGGAGGAGAUUUCAGCCCGAUUCGGCGAUGACGUCGCUGUCCACGUCAACGACGCUCCGGAUGAGCAACGCAAAGACCUUGAUAAGUUCCUCGAUAAGUUGGACGUUGCCCAUAUGGAGAAUUCUGGAAAAGAGAGCAAAGGCGGAGCCUAA
Messenger RNA from Fusarium falciforme, 1536 nucleotides. Its product is annotated as MFS domain-containing protein. The record is from RefSeq and is a predicted model, not a curated record. NCBI's taxonomy places the organism in Eukaryota, Fungi, Ascomycota, Sordariomycetes, Hypocreales, Nectriaceae. The transcript has 5 exons. Gene Ontology annotation, cellular component: membrane. Gene Ontology annotation, biological process: carbohydrate transport; transmembrane transport. Bases 1 to 1536 code for a protein of 511 amino acids. Gene Ontology annotation, molecular function: carbohydrate:proton symporter activity.